Messenger RNA from Colletotrichum truncatum, 1947 nucleotides. RefSeq names its product F-box domain-containing protein. Gene Ontology annotation, molecular function: protein binding. Lineage: Eukaryota; Fungi; Ascomycota; Sordariomycetes; Glomerellales; Glomerellaceae. The record is from RefSeq and is a predicted model, not a curated record.
AUGAAGCUCGCCAUUCGGCCGUUGCAAAAGAUGAGGUUCUUCAGAAAAGACAAGGACAAGAAGAAGCAACAGCAGGUUCAACAUCAGCAGUCGCAGUCCCACGAUAUUGCCGAUCACCAGCUGUCCAAGUAUUCGUCACAAGUCCAGCAGAACUUCCGCAACAAUAUCUCGCCUCUCUACCAGCCGACGCGCGCCUCCACCCAGCUUCUUCAAAAUUUGCCAAAGAACAUUCUCCCGCGCAUAUUUUCCUUCGUCUGCCCGCACACCCAAGAUGAGACCUACGAGACCUGCGAGACGAGCGCCAUCUUUGACGCCUGCAUGCUAUGCGACCUAAGGGAUUUGGCGAACUGCGCACGGGUCUGCUGGAAGUGGAAUCAGGUAGCGAAUGCCGCACUAUACCACAGCAUCCGGAUUGACGCCGUACACUAUUGUCCCCGCGAAAUCUACCUUUCCGAGCAGCGAAAGCGCAAAACGUUCUUCAAGCGCAAUGCCGAUCCGGAAGACACCCCUGCCGUGCGUCUGAAGUUGCUCUGUCGGACCCUGCGCGAAGACCCCACGCGGUUCGGCUCGAGGGUUAGAUACUUUAAGGUGCCCUACAUGCUGAGGGAGGCGGCCACGGCAGACCUCGCCCGCAUCAUUCACGUGCUCCCGAACCUUUUCUACGUUGACCUUCCCGAAGGACUUUUCGCCGACGAACACGGUUAUGCGACGCUCAGACUGGAGGUUGAGGCUAGAUGCCGAGACCUCCGGAAAAUGACCUACCACGGAGGCGCGGAGGCCAGUUUGUCUAAUCUGGCUCACGGCGGAAUAUGGCAGAACUUGGAGGUCCUGGAGCUGAUCAAGAUCAAUAUGGACCCCUUCGUGCUGCGACAUGCGCUGGGCAAUCUGAGGAAACUCCGCGCGCUAAAGGUUAUGGAUUCCCAGGCUUUCUCGGAUGACAUUUUCUCCCGGAAUGAAGACUUGCCUCCAUUCCCGCCCUUGGAGGAACUCAUCCUCAGCAAUACCCCAGCCGUUACCGCCAGUGGCUUGGUGGAGUAUCUGAGCCGAGCUGACACCCGCAACAUCCUGACAGUCCUUUCUCUGUUGAGGACAGGCGUUCAUCCGGCGACCCUAGCGGACAUUAUGUUGGCCGCGCAAAACCUACAAACACUCGCCAUCGAGGCCGCCGUAAGCGAGGCCUUUAAGAGUGGACCAAGGACCCGGCGCCUGGCAUCGACAUCUCUGGAAUCGCUCCGCUUCGAAAUCACCGCUGCCAAAUCAGCAGGCCCCUAUUCCAGUGUCACGGCCAGUUACUACACAUAUUUAGCGGCCUCUCUAAGAGGCAAUGGCAUGCCCAACCUAAGGUCGGUUUAUGUUUUAGACGAGUACUUCCAGGACGAGCUGGAAGGCCUGCCACGCCCUCAGGCACCGUUCUCGUUUGGCGGCAACGCCCGGCCCAAGUCGUCACAUUCAGUCACAUCCCACCGGCCUAUGUCCGGCAGCCGCGGAGGCCUUGCUCCGCCCAACAGCGGCGGAAUGGCGAUACCCCGACCUUUCGCAGCUGCUUCGAACGUUCGCGCCUCACAACGCUUCAGCUCUACGAAUCCGUUCGCUGGCACCGGUCCUCUGUCCCAUCCCCUAACGAUCUACACCAAGGCGGACGACGCCCUGGACUGGUCUUCGGUAAUGCUCCAACCUACAGUGCCGUUUGGCGGCGGACACCACCGCGGCAGCAUGAGCUUCCAUGGCGACCGCCCGAUCAGUUCCUAUGGUCUCGGUGCCGAUGUUGCGGGGUCAGGAUGGAACACCGCUGCAGCGAGAAAGAGCGUCAUGGUGGGCAACGGCGCAGGCAUGUUCAUGGCUAUCCCGAGCCAGAGCACAGGAGGAAGCAAGGGGAGCGACGAGGAUUACUGGCCGAGACCAAGCACCGCGAACAACGAGAAGAAGUCCGCGGACCUGUGGCGGUGA